Molecule: messenger RNA, 26056 nt
Organism: Podarcis lilfordi (Lilford's wall lizard)
Lineage: Eukaryota; Metazoa; Chordata; Lepidosauria; Squamata; Lacertidae
Source: the annotation of a GenBank genome assembly
GCUGUUUUUUUCUUUCACGCUACUGUACAUUUUCUUCCUAAUUCACCAAGUUCAUGGCUCCAUCGUAAGAAUAGGAAAAGAGCCACCUCUGGUGGCAACAAGCUGAAAGGUACUAUGUGAAUAUCCUACAAUACAGAAACUAAUCUGCAUGGCUAUUCAAAUGUACACCUCACUACUAUCUCAGAAAGGAAUUAUAGUACAUUACAUAAACAUUCCUUUUUUCCCUGGCCGUUGUCUAAUUAAACAAUCUGGGACCUUUUAAACUGUGGAGGCGACGGUGGGAAGGCUGUAUUUGUUUGUUACCAUGUUAUGUAUUUUUGUGUUUUUUAUGUUGUAAAGCGCCCUGUGAUUCUUGGAUGAAGGGUGAUAUAGAAAUAAAUAAAUUUCUUGUUUGGGUAUCUUGUGGAAUCCUGACAGAUAUUUCAACACACAAGAGCAAGUGGUAGGGCUGUUAUUGCUUCUAAAUGUCCUAUUCAUUGAGCAUUCAUCCCAAUUUGUUUGCUCAAAGUUUGCAGGAGUUUUCUAUGUUCACUGCUUUUUGAAGAUUCAUUCUUACCAAAAAUAAAAAAUAAAAAUCUGCUUUUGGAGAGAGAGGGGGAGCAGAUUUGUUGUGCAAGAACGUCAAAUCCACUUUAAAUACUACCCACAAAAUAGUAACAGUCUCGAAGCAGCCUUUGCUGACUUCUCAGCUUCUGAAAAGAGUUUGCAGUCAUGCAAGAAGCUGGAGCAUAGGAGUUUAUGGCUCUGUACCGCAGAUACACCCCAUUUCAGCUCCCAGUGCCAGUGAAAAACACUAGGAGGGACAGAGAAGGUUCAAAUGCACUUUGUUUCUCUCUCUGCACUCACCCCACCCCCUUCAAAUGUUGGAAUUAUUAUUAUUAUUAUUAUUAUUAUUAUUAUUGUUAUUGUUAUUAUUUCAUUAUUUAUACCCCACCAAUCCGCCUGGUUUUCCCCAGCCACUCUGGGCGGCAUUAACUUGGUUUGAAGAAGGAAAAUAGCAGCCUUUUGCCCAUUUGCAGACUCCCUAACAUUUUAAUUGUGCCAGAUAAUGGGUGCUAGAGAGCCAGUAUGAUGUAUUAGCUUGCAUCAGAGUAGGACAGGAAAGAUCCAGGUUCAAAUCCUUACUCAUGAAGCUCCAAGCAACCUGGUCCUAGUCGUGCUAUUUCUCAGCAUCGCCUGUCGCAGGACAGGAUAAAACAGGAAGGGGGAGAGCCACGUACAGUCUUGAGCGGAAGAAAACAUAAAUGUGAUCAAGAACUACAAAAUAGUGUCGCCAUAUAUAGCUAUCCCAUUCACCGCUGGAUAUUCAGAAUAAUAUCCAGUGCUUUUUCUUAUGGGGGUACUCAAGAGUACGAAGUACCGGCACAGUUUUUUCAAAUGUUAGAAGUAUGGCCCUUACUUUUAGAAGACAUCUGAAGGCAGCCCUGUUUGGGGAAGUUAUUAAUGUUUGAUGUUUUAUUGUGUUUCUAAUAUUCUGUUGGGAGCAGCCCAGGGUGGCUGGGGAAACCAACCCAUUUAGGCAGGGCAUAAAUAAUAAGUUGUAGUAGUAGUUGUUGUUGUUGUUGUUGUAAGUUGUUGUUGUGGUUGUUAUAUUAUGUAACAACUUCAUGGUAAGUACCAAAACCUUUCCCUUUUUUCCCUAAAAACACUGCUUAUAGCUUACUUUUCUCCCAGGGCAAACAGCCUGAUCAUAAAACCAUGCAAUACACUUGAACCAUUUUAAACUGCUCAAGGAACUGCUUACUGCUUAAGGAACAUACUGUACGUCCAACACUGAACCACGACAAAACUAAUCAUAGGCUCUCUACAAAUAAGGGACUAUCUUAAGGCUGCAGCUGUGAACGCAAAAAAAAGGGAGAGAGAGAAAGAAGAAGCAGCAAGCGCUUUGCUUGGGUACAUUUCCCCUUUUUUUUUCGAAACUCAAAAGCUGCUCGAGCAGGAAGCUGAUCUUCCGCCGGCCAAGGUUGUAACGUUGGGACAAUAUGCUUCAGAAGCAGGUGACUCGGCGCGGAUAAAAUAGAUUUGCUUCCUCGACGUCGUAUAUAUAAAUUAACGGUAUACAACGCCGCUUCCUCGCCCUGGUGCAAAGGCUCCUGCCGCUGGGCAAAAGGGCGCCAGAGGCGGAGAUCCACUAAAGUCCCCGCGACACCGAGACGCGUAGCGAGGGGAGAAACUCGCUUUCGCUUUCACUCCCCCGGCUCUGAGGGAGAAGACGAGGCAGGGGCUGCGGCGCCGGAGGCCUCCUCACGCUCCCUUCCUCCGAAUAGGUACGGGAGCCGCGCCAGCGCUGCGGGAGCCGGGAGAGUAGGUACAGCUCGCGGGAUAAGGGAAGGGAGCGCAGGGAAGGCGGGGGCCUCUCCGCCGAAGGGGCCUAGCUUUGGCGCGCACCUCUUUUCGCAGUAGGAGCAAGAACGCUCCACUGCGCAUGCUCACCCUCAGCAGGCCGCCGCCUCGCCCCCUUUUUUGAGGCGCAGCGCAGGAGGCCCAGGCCGGGUUUGGGGGCAAGGUGUCGGAGGGGCCUGGCCGCGUGCGUCGCCCCUACCCCACCCCUGUACCUUUCACCGUCAUAGUCAGUCCAGGGAUUCGUCCGCAGGCCGCAACACAUGUUUUCUCCCCAACGGAAUCAUGGGAAUUGUAGUUUACCCCUUCACAGGGAGCCAUGUUUGCCCAGCACCUUGAAACUACAGUUCCCAGGAAUCUUGAGGGGGUAGCUCAGGUGCUUGAGCUGUGGAAUAAGUAGGCAGCCGCAACGACAAAAAUGGCCGAAAAUUAAAACUCUACCUGGAGCUGAGGAAAAGUUGCUUCUCCUCCACCCCACCCCCCAUCAUGCUAAAAGUCCAGCUCGCUUUGGUGGAAUUAGUUGGCAGUAAAAUGAGGACAGACCAAGAACUACUGGCUUCUAGCCUGCCCCAAGGGGUUCCAUGUGUAUCCCUGGGACUGAGUGCUUGGCAUAUGGGGCUGCAGAAACAAGCCUUAGACUUGUGCACCUACCUGCUGUGCAUAUUUUAUUUAUUUUGAAAGUUUUACAGAUUCUCACAAUGCUCUGUGUGGUCUAUGUGAAAAUCUGUAAAAACUUUUUUUUUAACGAACAUAAGAUGACUUAGGCUGUGCACACACCAAACUUUGAAAGCAAAUUCAUAGCCCAUGUCUUCCCCCAAAGAAUCUUGGGAAUUGUUGUUUACCCCUCAAAGCUGCAAUUCCCAGCAGUUUAGCAAACUACAGUUCUUAGAAUUUGGGGUGCAGUGGUGCUUUCCAUUACAGUAUUGUUUCUUAAAUGUACAGUAUGGGGUAUACACAGUGCUAGUUACAUAUCUGGGUAGGCUUGCUAAAAUGAAAAGUUUUCCGUAGACAUCUGAAAUAAUGUAGCAAAGGCACCUGCCUCUACUAUCAAUAGGCAGGGAGUAUCAAAGUAUAGGUGCCACCACACUAGAAGUUCAGUUCCUUGCACUUGCAGAACAGACAUCAUCAUGGCAUUUGUAGAAGGGCAAGUUCUGCAGAUCAGAGCAGUUGAAUAAGACAUGUAUGAUGCAAUGGAAGUGCUCCUUCAGUCUCCACUUUAUAAAUCCAAAGUGCAUGGAAUUCUGCGCUGUUGAUGUUUUUCUGACACAAAAGAUUGCAUUGAUAGGGAAAGCCAUAGGUGGUAUUUAAAAGGUUUUAAAAGGUUUUUCUAUUAAUUUAAUAAUGUUUCUUUAUUAGAUUUGUCACUGGAUACAAUAACAACCUGACACUGAGAUUGCUGCUUCCAGAUUAUGCAGUUGCCUUGAAGAAGCUGAAAAUGUUUCUAUUGCUAGUCAUUUUAAGUCUUGUUCCAUUUUUGAGCUGUAAUCUCAAUAGCCAAACAACAGAUUCAAGCACUGGAGGUGGAAGUAAUCAAUUUCCUUGGAAUAAAAGUAGGCUUCCCAAGCAUGUCGUCCCCAUUCAUUAUGAUCUUCUUAUUCAUCCAAAUCUCACCACUUUAACUUUUACUGGACUGGCCAAAAUAGAGAUUAUGGUAACUGAACAAACUAGCUCAGUCAUCCUGCACAGCAAAUAUCUCCAGAUCACUAAAGCUACCAUCCAAGGAGCAACAGGAUCCCCUGAUGCUGAUAAAGAAGUGACUGUUUUAGAAUACCCACCAUAUGAACAGAUUGCACUCGUUGCUACUGAACCACUGCAAAUUGAGCACAAGUACAUUAUUAGCAUUGAGUAUUCUGCUAAUCUCUCGGACAGUUUUCAUGGAUUCUAUAAAAGCUCAUAUAGAACUCCAGAAGGAGAAGUAAGGUAAGUCUAUUUUCAGUUAGAUUUGUAUGUAUCUUUUUGACCUUCCUGUUUCCUAUGAUUCAUUGCUUGUGUUUAUAAAGUUUGUGUCAUAUAGAAUUGCAAAACACACGCAAAAAACUUGCAUAUGUGAGGAGCUCCAAUCCCGCAUUAAAUACCUGUCUGGAAGCACCUUUAGGUUGCAGUCAUAUGCAUAUUUAUAUCAAAGUAAAUUUCAUUAGCAUAAUGCAAUCUGCUUCUUAAUACACUGUUAAAAGUUUUUUAAAUAUCUCUUUCUUCAAUGAAGAAAUGCAAGCUGAUUUCUAUUCAUUAGGUGAAAUGUUCAUCUUUGAAUAUUUUUACUGUACUACUAUGUACUGUACUACUAACAAAGCAUAUAUGUCAUGUAUUCUUUUUCUUAAUUCCAGGGUGCUUGCAGCAACACAGUUUGAAGCAACAGCUGCACGUAUGGCUUUCCCUUGCUUUGAUGAGCCUGCAUUCAAAGCUAAAUUUUCUAUUAAGAUCAUAAGAGAACCGAAACAUCUUGCACUAUCCAAUAUGCCCAUUGUAGGUGUAUACUUUGUAUUCUUUGAUCUGCCUAGUUGAGCAAGAUAAAGCAAAGUAACGUAGAAAACAUUACCGUUGUACACUAUAAACCACAUCUCGUAGGAGUUUAUGCUCCUGUUGUGUUCACUUUUGGUGCUCACAUAAGAAAGCAAAGCAGAAUUUAAAAAUGAAUAUAUUCAUGUGCUGGAAAAGUGUAAAUCUGUUGAGUAGGGCUAGAAAUAGGGGGCAAUUCUCUCCUGCUAGGUUGCCCUUCUUAACUGAUCUGUUUCUAGCUUCUUCUUAGAUGUAGGUUUGCAACUGUGAAAUGGAGAAAGCAUUUAAAAGAGCUAUGAGGGAGAUAAUAUAUAGUGUGCGCGCGCGCGCAAGACCAGAAGUAAUGAAUGUACUUCAGAGCUAGAGCUGAAAUGUAAUAGUUUUUACAUUUUUUAGGUGGAAUCCGUAAACAUCGGAGGGCAGCUCAUUGAAGACCGUUUUGAUGUCAGUGUAAAGAUGAGCACUUACCUAGUGGCCUUCAUUGUUUCAGAUUUCAAAUCCGUUUCCAAGAUGACUUCCCGUGGAAUUAAGGUAAACUUUUCCUAUCAACUGAAGUGUUGCAUAUUGAUAUUUUAAAAUUGUAGCAGUUUCAAUUUUUAAAGUAAUUAGAGCCUAGAAAGGUUUUAAAGAAAUUAUUAUGGGUUAGAGCUAGACUUAGUCAUACUUAGAGUAGAUCCAUUGAAAUCAAUGGUGCUUAAAUUGGUUGUGACUAACUCUGAAUCCAACCCUAUAGAAUUUGAAAUAUUUUUUCAGUAGUUCUCAAAACGUCUAUUACAAUGCUAUAAGAAGCAAAAGUUUAGACUUGCAGUGGUCGUGCUCCAUUUGUUAAGCAUCAGUUAUAUGGAUAGCAGCCAUUGCACAGCUGUUUACAUUUGUUGGUAGAAAUGUGUACCAGUAAUGCUUAAUUUUCUAAACUGCUGGGAUAAAAAUUAAAAAGCUUGAGUACAUGCAGUUGCAAAAAAGACUGAGCAUCUGGAUAAUGAGAUAAUGUGCCUUUAAAUUAAAAAAUAAGGCAGUCACAGGGCACUUCAUCUUUCCUAGUUAGACUUUCAGUUUAUCUGCACUAAAACACCAUGAGGUAGCUUAGUAUGAGAUACAUACAGCCACUGCCCCAGGGUAAUCCUGUGUACUUCAUUUCUAAGCAAACAUUUGAACUUGGUCCCUAUCCAAAUUCAACUCUCUACCCACCACAGUAGCUCUUCCCUAUAGAAUCAUGGAAUUGUUAAUUUGGAAAGUGCCCUGAGGGCAUGGGCAUAGACAAGAAUUUUGUUAGGGAGUGGCAUGACUUUGUUAGGGGGGCAGGACUUGGGGGGCAGGUUAGAACCAAUAUGAUUGGUCAGUAUUUCUAUUGUUUUACUUGAUCUAGGGGAGCCAACUGCUCCCCUGCCCCCACUUGGCCACGGCCAUGCCUGAGGGUCAUCUAGCUCAACUUUCUGCAGUUGAUAGCCACCCAACCUAUGCUUAAAAACCUCUAAGGAAGGAGAGAGCAUCACCUCCCGAGGGAGACCAUUCCACUGUUGAACAGCUCUUACCGUCAGAAAGUUCUGCCUGAUCCUUAGUCAGAAUCUCCACAAGCAACCUCCACAAAAUAAAAUUUUCUUGAUUCCAGGGUUUGACAAGGUUAAAAAGGUUAUAUAAGAUAUAGAUACUUUCACUGCCAUUGUUAGUGUAUUUUUUGCUAAAUUAAGAUCCACCUUUGGAGUCCUUUAAUUUGAAUGGAUCAGGACUCUUUUUUUUUUAAAUGAUAUUUAUUUUUAAAAGAGUUUGUUUUUUUUAAAAGAAUUACACAAAGGAAAAAACAAGACAGAAAAGGAAAAAGAAAAAGAAAAGAGAAAAAAAAAACACCAUCAUUCUCCAAUUCUCCACUUUCAAUACCUUCUUUCCUUGACCUCCUCCUCCUCCCUUUUCCUGUAUCCUGUUUUAUAAUAAUCACAGCAAAUCCUUUCCAUAAUUCAUAGUAUUCUGUCAUCACAUUACCUUGAUCUAUUUUCAUCUUAUCUUAUAGAAAACCUUAAAGUUUAAAACUUAAAUCUUAAUUUUUACCAACUUCUCCUAAACCAUAACAUUCUUACCUAGUUCUUUAGACAUUUUUAUAAGAGCCAAAUAGUUUCAUUUCAACAUUUUCCUAACAUUCAUCAAUUUUAUAAAACAGUCCUAAUGAUAAAAAUAAAAGAAAAAAGCAAUCCAGUCUUCAUCCAACGUCCCUUCCUCCUGGUCCCGGGUUUUGUCAGUCCUUUUUAUCCUAUUAAUCUAGCACAUUAACCUGGCAAUCUUAUAUCUGAGGCCCUCAAGUCUCUUCCAUGUCCCUUUCGUACCUCUUCUUUAUAUUUCCCUUUUAUUCGUGGGAACUCCGGCUUGGUAGUGUUUUUGACCCUUUUCAGCAAGACGAUCCCUUUUCCAUAGUCCAGGAUAGGCUCGAUGUAGUAUUUACAAGCAUGCUCCAGAUUCCCUUCAAAGUUGAGAGCCCCCACAGCUCCAAACAUCUGGCGGCCCCUUUCCAGACUUGAAAAGUCCAAAUCUCCCUGUAAAGGGGUCUAUCCAACCCCCAUUUCCAAACCAAACCAGAUUUUAUCUUUCCAAGUCUGAUUUUUCCAAGUUCAUUUAUCAAAUCCAAGAGUUUAUAUUCCUGCUGGGCCGCAACUCCCUCCGUCUCUGGCGCCCAAGAUUCAGCAAGGUCCUCUUCUUUCAGUUGUUCUGUCAUGGCACGCUCCUGUUUUGAUUCCUGGGUGGGCUCCAUAUAGUUUCCCACUACCUGUUCAAAGGUCCUGGCCGCAUUAGUCAUGAAAUCCGUCUUCUGACUUAACUGAUCCAAUAGGGCAUUUAUUUUACAGAAAGCACCCAACAGUGCUUCUGAAGACAUUGUCCUACAAGGUCACAAAUCCUUUCCCACAGUUGUAAUCAGUGACAGCUGCAAGUUCCCAGGAAUUAGUUACAAUUUCACAGUUCCCCACUAGGGGGAAAAACUUCUGGUUGUUCUUUUUCUUGAAAACAAUAGCAACAAAGUUUCUUUUUUAAGAUAUUUUGUCCAUAUUUGUUCUUUUAAAAGACGAAAGGAAACAAUGGAGUCACAAUGUUUCUCUUCUUUUAACUAUCUGUCAAAGACAUUUGUUUCUGGUCAAUGAGCUUCAAACAUCAGUUCUGACACCCCGCUCCAGGGUCAGGACAGUGGAAAAUUACUUUGCUUUAGAUUCACUUCUGCAGGUUUAAGCAGCUCAGAAAAGGUCCCCCUUCUUCCCCUGCUCAAGGGGGGUUCAGCGAAGGGGGGUUCAGCGAUUUUAAAUGAUGAAAGUUGAUCCUUUAAAAGUGAUUUUUAAGGCUCUAGUUUGCGUUGUCUUUGCUUUGUUCUGACUACGAGGAAACGGGAGGGUGACUUCCUGUUUAAACCUUCCCGUUUCAGUACCAAAUUAGGGUUAAUUUUUAAGUCCAAAAUACUAUUUAUUUAGACAUUUCUUAUUUGAAGUCCAAAUAUUCAAUGUUCCAGUACUCACGGUUGGUUGUUUUAAAUGCCAAAUUGUCCCAGGAAAAAAGCAGCGCUCUCUGGCAACGACUAUGCGGCUUCGCUCCGCAGAAAAAGCAAUUGACUCACAGCACCGCACCACUUCCCCCUCUUCACUUCGGAGCCCGUUUGUGGGUUCCUUUGUGGGUUGGGGGGGCGCUAAGGGUGCCCGCCGAGUCCCACGGUCACAGGCUUCAUCCGCCUGUGAUUUCCAGAAGGGUCCCCGCUACGCCGCAGCGGAAAGACCCGUUUCAUGCGGAGCUAGUCCCUCCAAUUCAGAGGGAGUCCGCCAUUGCCGGGGGCGCCACCCCGGAAGUGAAUGGAUCAGGACUAUGUCUUCCUAAGAAACAUAUCCUCUGCCAUUGGUUUUUACAGGAGUUUACCUAUGCACAGAAGGUAGGAAAAGCUAAAUCAAAUGUUGGAUACCUUUCAACUUUACUCUCAUUUUAAGGUGUUAACAAAUUAAUUAUCUUUUAUAUUUUCUUAAGUUGGAGUUCAGAAUUCAUCAAUGUUUGUGUUUUGUUGUUGGUGAUGAUUUUAGGUUUCAGUAUAUGCUGUACCACAUGUGAUCAACCAACUGGAUUAUGCCUUGGAUGCAGCAGUAAAACUGUUAGACUUCUAUGAGGGAUAUUUUAGCAUUCCAUAUCCUCUGCCUAAGCAAGGUAAACUCGCUACUUUACUUUUGAUAGAAAUGUUGAUCUAAGUUACACAUACAUGCAAACGAAACCUACCUAUGUAUAUGUUUACUUUCAAAGUUGACUUGUGAAUUUAUAAAUGGAGUGAGCAGGUAUGAGGGACAACUUUUUCAAAAUGUAUUUGCAGACCUUGCAGCUAUUCCCGAUUUUCAGUCUGGUGCAAUGGAAAAUUGGGGAUUGAUUACAUACAGGGAAUCUGCUUUGUUAUACGAUCCUGAAAAAUCCUCAGCGUCAAGUAGACUUGGAAUUACCUUGGUUAUAGCCCAUGAACUUGCUCACCAGGUAAGUUAUCACUAUUUUUAUACAUGAACUUGAUAGCUGCGCUAGUUAGUGGAUUCUUCAGUGUAAUGAAGGCACCAGAGGAUUAAUUUAAAACAGUUGAAAAUCUCUGCUAUCAGAUGUUUUCUCUUGCAGUGGUUUGGAAAUCUAGUCACCAUGGAAUGGUGGAAUGAUCUCUGGCUCAAUGAAGGAUUUGCAAAAUUUAUGGAAUUUGUGUCUGUAAAUGUUACCCACCCAGAACUGAAAGUUGUGAGUAUUAACAUUCCAGUUUUUAUAAUACUAAAAUGUUUCUUAAAAUCAAUGUUGAUUGCUCACUGAAGAUUAUAGAACUAUUAUUAUUAUUGGAAAUAAGUCAAACCAGCAACAAUCACCUGAAAAGAUUCUUGUCCAUAACUCCAGACACCCUGGACCACAAGUCGUAUACUGCUAUUCAUGUAUAUGGGGUGGGGCAUGGGGGCAGCAUGAGUUUCAGGGCUGGGAGACUGAUAAAGGACACGUCCCUCUUGGGCAAAUAAGCAUCCUGGCAUUGGCAAGCUAAUUUGAGAUAAAAGCUGCUACCUUAUUUCAGGUGACAGGUGAAAUAACAUUCUUAAUAGGGUAGCACUUCAGUCACCAGAAUUGAGAUAACAUGUAAUUAUCCCACUACAAGUGACAAUUAGCUUGCCAAUGUCAGGAUGUGUGUGCUGUCAUCAACGCUGAUGUAUGAACGGCCUAUAAUUGUUUAACAAAAAUACAUCACUGUAAUGGUUUUACAUCCACUUUAACAUAAUUGUCACUGUCAAUAUUUUUCACAUUUCAUUUCCCCCUGAUUUCACUGCUUACAUUUUUCCUCUCUCUAUAUAUAUAUUACACGUGUAUGUGUAUGUUCCUGCCAAUUUAGGAUAACACUUCAUGCACUUAUAAAGCAGGGGUCCUCAAACUAUGGUUUGCGGGCCAGAUCUGGCUGCCAGGGUCCUGAACCCAGCCCAACCCGGCAGUUACAGAAUCCACCACCUCAGAGCCCCCACCGUGGGUUGGAUCAUUUUCUGCGUCUGAGCAGACUCAAUUUUCUGCAUCUCUGUCGAUGUGAUAUCCGGUGCUGCGCAUUCCCUUAUAUAGAUAUCCAUCUAACGACCAUCUCAUUAGCCAAAAGUGUUGGUUUACAAACCCCCUCCGGAGAGGCUGGCCCCUCUCACUGCUCUCGGAGCUCGUUUACCGGUAACCUCCUCUGGCUGAAUUCCCGGACAGACCAGGGAGAUUUUGAUAGGCGACAUUUUCCCAGCGUGGGUAAAUGCACACCCCCUCCUCCUGCUUCCCUAGCAGGGAAAGAAGAGUAGUCAGAAAUCUAUUUACAUGAUGUUUAUUUCUGACAUUACAGCACUACAGAAAUCAUGUCCAACCACUUCAAACUUCAUCCAGCAAGUCCAACAAACUUCCUGUACAUACGCAAACGGAAGGUCUCAAAUUACACUCUUCACAGAGCUCUGAGAAGCCUGUGAACUUCCGGGAAUCUUCUUUCCCACAGCUAGCCACAUCUUGUGAUGUCAACAAGCUGGCUGUCUGCAGCUGCGAUUUUCUCAUAUACUGACAAAAAGCAGGCCCAUACUUCCCAUUGAAAUACUUAUAAGUUUAUGUUGAUUAAAAUCAUUCUUCAUUUUAAAUAAUGUAUAGUUUUUCCUGUUUUUUGUGCACCACAAAUAAAAUAUGUGCAGUGUGCAUAGGAAUUCAUUCAUAUUUUUUUCAAACUAUUGCCCUCCCCCCCAACAGUGUCUGAGGGACCGUGAACUGGCCCCUUGUUUAAAAAGUUUGAGGACCCCGUUAUAAAGGGAACUCUAGCACAAAAAAGCCUAUGGUAUAAUAAGUAUUAAUCUUUAAGGUGCCACAAAACUCCUUCUUUUUUGUGAAACAGACUAACAAGUUUACCCCCUCUGAAAAUUAGUCAGGUAAUUUGAGGGGGGGGGUUUUCAAAAUUUAUUUUUCUUUUAAUUCACAAACUUGCAUGCUUAGGUACAUGCUGUGUUUCAAAAUCAAAAAGCAGUUGCCAAAUGAUGGAAAGGCAGGAUAUCAAUCUGCUAAUUAAUUAAUAAAGAGUACAAAUAUUUUUGUCAUAGAAAUUAAGUAAAAACACUGAUAGCUUUUCAGCUAUACUUUUAAAUGACACACUAAAACAGCUAACACACAAGUUAAGACUUGCAAGAACAGUAAAACACAAGGACACUUGCUAGAGAGUGGUGGAACUUAAUUGCCUUUACAAAUUCACCAGAAAACAGAAGACCAGUUCCUAAGUCUUUCAUGAUACCCAUUCUCCCUCUACCCCAAAUUUAUACAAAUGACUACCAUUAUAAUGUGUGAAUUGUUAUUAUUACAAAGGUGAUGGUAUCUCCUGAGUUGAUAAUUGUAGUUCUUUGGUUUUGUUAACUUUAUGUAAAACCUCUGAAAAAUGACAAUAAGUAAUUUUUAAAAGUGACCUUCAAACCCUAUUAAACAAGUACUUUGUUUUUCUUUUAUUAGGAAGAUCAUUUUUUAAACAAUUAUUUCUCUGCUAUGGAGGUAGACGCCUUAAAUUCUUCACAUCCUAUAUCGACCCCUGUUGAAGAUCCAUCUCAGAUUCUAGAAAUGUUUGAUAGUGUUUCCUAUGAGAAGGUAAAAUUUAAAAAAUUUUCUUAUUUAUGUAUUCUUUCCUUAGUUCUGAUGAGAUUCUUAUAAGCUCUCAGGGGCUCCAUGUGUCCUAAUAUUUUGAGGAUAUCGACCCACCUUUUUGCCCUUAUGCACAGUUCAUUACACUAUUUAUUUUAUUCUGUGUAAAUGCACUCCUUCCCUCAACCAUCAAACACAUAAUGAAUAUGUUCUGUAGCAUUUGUUUUAAUUUAUAUGGACAAAAAUCUAAUGUAAAAGCCAGAACCCAAAGAUGAGAACUUUAUGAAAGAUUAGGGCUUAGGAGUGUCCUAAUCAGAGCACCUGAACAUCUUUUUGCUCCAGAUGUAGAUAAGCAGACAUUGAAAAAGCAAGUGUAGAAUUUAUCGUUUCACUCCCCUCUUUUCAGGGUGCUUGUCUUCUAAAUAUGCUACUGCAUUAUAUCAGCCCAGAAGUGUUUAGAGCUGGAAUUACAAAAUAUCUGUCACAAUUCAGCUAUCAGAACACAGAAAACAAAGAUUUGUGGAACAGCUUGUCAGGUGUAAGUAUUUCUUGCACGUUUUCUACCAGCAUACUUAGUGACCAAUGUCAUAAUUAUCAAAGCAUUGCUAGCCAGAAUUGCUCUUUGAGCGGUAUUGUUGCACGUGUUUUGAAGCCUUAGGUACCUAAUUUCUGAGUUUUGUUGCUAGGUUUGCCCUGCAGAAGCAGCAGGUCGAGGACAAAAUGAUGGGGUUUGUGGCAGAAGCCAGGAGACAAUCUCAACUUCCGUGAGUUUGUGUUUCAUUGCGUACUGUAUUUCUGUUUAGAAAUUUAUAAAUUUCUUACUAAAGAGGGAGUAGCCACCCUUUCCACGAGUGAGGGUGCAUAACACUUAACUGAUAUUCAGAGACCAAGGAAUCUGUUACUUAGGAGAAAGCAUCAGCACCUCAUGCUCUACAUUGAUGGUUUCCCUCUACAUGAACAAGUUAUGAUGAGCCUCUGGCUCCCUUUCAUGCCCAUGAGGAAGAGAUUGGAAUCUCUUUCUGCUGAUUUUAAGCAAUCUGCAAUUCUCAGUUAAAUCCAGAGACAGUGAGCUGUAGUUUAUUUAAACUAUGGUUAGGAAGAAGGCAUGAUUGAACACUGGUUUGAGAUAGGUUGUUCUAAAACCAUACUUUAAACCAGUGGUGGCCAAACUUGGCUCUCCUGCUGUUUUGGGACUACAGUUCCCAUCAUCCCUGACCACUGUUCCUGUUAGCUAGGGAUGAUGGGAGUUGUAGUCCAAAAACAGCUGGAGGGCCAAGUUUGGCCGCUACUGCUUUAAACAAACCACAGUUCAUCAGCUUCAGACGUCAUGCAGAACUGCUUAGUUUAAAACUGGAAGUGAGAGUUCUCCAUGAUCCUGCACGUGUGAAAGAGGGGAAAGGAUCUCUGCAACUCAUAGAUGUAGCCAGAAACUAUUGUUUCUUAUCAUAGCUGAACCUUUCAAUCUUUCUGAAUUGUUCGAAACCUGUACUUCAGUGGAAAUCAGAUCCCACCUCCAACCAGCUUUAUUCUUUGUGUGGUUAGCAUUGAUGCAAAAAUGGAGCUGGUUUUUGUCACCAUUUUAAUGUUACAGGAAACCAUAUACUUUCAUUCUUAAAUGUUUCUCUGCCAUACGUCAAAAAUGUCAUCCCACACUAUUGUUAACUAUGGAAAGUCAUACAGAUAAGACAGAUUUGUAAUUUUUAUCUCUUUGCUGCUACUGCCCAGUGAGCAGCAUCUCCUAGCAUCUCAGUUCAUAUUUUUGUCCCCGAUUUAUAGCACUGGACCCAAAAUUGGCUUCAUGAUGUGAAGACCAUGAUGGACACUUGGACAUUGCAGAAAGGAUUCCCAGUGGUAACUGUGACAUUAGAAGGGAAGAAAGUCCAUGUAGACCAAGAGCACUAUGUGAAGGCUUCUAGUUCUUCUGCACCAACCGGGUAAUGGCAAAGGAGCAAGUGAAGCUCCACCACUGGCUAACAUUUAAUCAUAAAAAUAAAUAAAUAAUGCAGAUUGCACUGUGAUUUCUUAACUAGUUAGUAUUUAGGGAAGUUUUUAAUGUCUGACAUUUUAAUGUAUUUUUAAAUCUUUUGUUGGAAACCGCCCUGAGUGGCUGGGGAAACCCAGCCAGAUGGGCAGGGUAUAAAUUAUUAUUAUUAUUAUUUUGAAAAAUCAUAUUGAAUACUCUUUUACAUCAUACAAAUAAAUCAGCUGAGGGCAUGCUAGACUUUCUAAGUGAGAAAAAGUUACAAUCUCUAAACUGGAGACUGGUUUAAUUUUGUCCUGUAGGGAAUUUCACUUGUUACAUUUCUUUGAGAGCACAUGUGACUGAUGGCAAAGCCUUAAGGAAACGAAAGCAUUUUCUUAAAGAUAGGUACUCAUAGUAGAGAGUUAAUAUGGCAGGAAUCAUUAACCAUCUCUGGAAAUGCAAGUUUGCUUUCAAGUGUGUGAAAACAGACCUUGCAGCCGUAGAACUCUCAACAAGAAACCCCUCUUUACAUCCUCCCAGUCAUGCAGGUCAGUGGUCAGCUUAGAUAUGUGUUCAUACAGGCUGUUGAAACAAUCAGCUAAUCAUCAUCGAUUUUACUGUAGGAAUCUGUGGCAUGUUCCAUUAACGUAUAUUACCAGUAAAUGUGCUGAAGUUCAGAGGUUUUUGCUGACAACUAAAACAGGUAUGUUUGACUGAAUUCAAAUGGGUAAGAAGCACAAUUAUGUUUUCAAGCUUCAAUAAUUUUAUUAUGGAAGAUUAUAAGAAUUAAGAAGAUACAGAAUUAAGAAGAUUCUGUAAGACACACAGAAGUUUUUAUCCACAAAGCAGCUGUGUAGUAGACAUUAAGGCUAGGUUUUUAAACAAUUUUAACUAUUGCUAAUCAGUUAUUUAUCUGUGGCUGAUAACUGUAAAUGAAAUGAGUCAAUACUGCUGGGCAGAAAAAUACAAGGUUGUGAUAUAUUUUGUCUGUAGAUGACAUCAUUCUCCCAGAAGAAGUGGAGUGGAUAAAAUUUAAUGUUGGAAUGAAUGGUUAUUAUAUUGUGCACUAUGGAGAUGACGGAUGGGAUGCCCUAAUUCGUCUUUUGAAAGAAAACCAUAAAGCAAUUAGCAGCAAUGAUAGAGCAAGUCUCAUCAAUAGUGUAUUCCAGAUGGUGAGGUAAAGUAUGAUAGUACACACUAAAUAUCUCUUUGGUAAGCAACAUGCCAUUUUUGUUCUAUACAACAGUAAUACAGAUAACACUACUUCAUCACAUAAUAAAAUGAGAGAGACACUCCUGUAUCAUUUGCAAAAUUAGAAAUCCAGAACUUCCCCAGUGACGUUGCUUAGGCCAUUCCUGCGUGAAUAAUGGGAGAGUUGUGGUAGUACUAAGACAGUGAGAGUUAGAAAAGAUAAGAGCUUGAGAUCUCCCACCAGAUGUCAAAGAUAACAACAACUACCAGACUUUUAGAAGACAUCUGAAGGCAGCCCUGUUUAGGGAAGCUUUUAAUGUUUGAUGUAUUACAGUAUUUUAAUAUUUUUUUGGAAGCUGCUCAGAGUGGCUGGGGAAGCCCAGCCACAUGGGUGGGGUAUUAUUAUUAUUGAUAAUAAUAAUAAUAAUAAUAAUAAUAAUAAUAAAUAAAUAAUUUAAUUUUAUUAUUAUUAUUAUCAUCAUCAUCAUCUCAGAAUUAAAUACUGCUUCCUGUUCCAAUAAACUAUAAUAGCUCUCCUAGUUCUUGCCCAUUGACACAAUGUCGUCUUGAACCAAUCUUUUACAGACGUCACUACACUUUUUGCUAGCAUAAGGAAUGAGCACAUACGUGUUUAUAGCCUUCUUAGGCACAGGCCUUUUCCCUAGAAAUUGGCCUCAUGAUAUUUGGCACAGCCAUUACAAGAGAUUUAUAGGAUGCUCCCAUCCUACUUUAUAACAAAAAUAUUUCUUCCGAGUAGAAACAAUACCUGCAACAAAGUAUCUGUUGAUACUUUCCCUUGAUCCACAUUGGGGAGGGGGAGUAUAUUGCAGAAAUACAGCAAGCUCACAAAUUUUGUGGUGGUUACAUUCCUAAAGCCGAAAUUGUAUGUAGUCAAAAUGCAUUGGGUUCAAUGGCAGGUGGCAUUUCCAAAGUCAUUUUCCCUGGAGCGCCACCCCUCUUCUGCCCCCUUUCUAUUUCUUUGCCUUGUGCAUAAAGCUUGAAUGCACACAAGUUCAAUGUGUACAAGUUGUGUAUACAUCUUGUAAUGAAUAUGUUGUGUCAGCUAAUGUACACAGCUGAUGUACAUCUCUGAGACAGCACAUGAUAAUGAACGGCAGCAGGGAAGGUGCCUAUUUAGCAAAGUAAUUUGGUCCCUAUUCCGGCAGCAGCCCUUGGUUGAGGUCCCAGAGCUGAGGAUAUCUGAUACAGCCAACUUGCUUUGCUAAGCAGGGCUGGGUCUAGUCAGUGUCUGGAUGGGAGACUGUCUUGAGAACCCCAUGUAUACCAACUUCAGUUCCAUGUUGGAAGAAUAGUGGGGUAUAAAUGUACUUUAAAAAUACAUAGCCAGAGACAGGAACUAUUGUUGGUUAAGAAGGGGGCUGGCCUUCAUGAAAGAGAGAGCAUAUGCAUGCAGAUCAGUACUGUUCUGAUGACCUGUGGGCAGGAUUGCAAAGCUGGGUUAAUUCAGGAAGACCACAAAACCUGGUAAAAAGCACGAAUAAAUCUAGGACGUAUAGGAUAGAGUAGGAAGUAUGCAAGACAGAGAAGCCUGGCAAGACAGAUAAUAAGCAACGUUGCUGCUGAAAUCUCUUCAUGAUACACUCAACAGUGGAUCAGCUGCUGGCAGUUUUAAUGUAUUAUCAUAUUGCUACACUUUCCUGAACUCAGUGUAUAUAACACAACAUGCGGACAGCUGCAGAAGUUCAACACUCCAAACCAUGUUUGCUUUUGCACAAUUUGCCAUUGCGGGGUGCAAAAAUUCAGGAAGGUUUCAUUCAUAACAUUAGCUGUUAAAAAGGAAAACACUAAGAUUAGUGUUGCUAAUAUGAAAAAACUCUAUACACUGAAUGGUUCAGCCCCUUUAACAAAUAUUUUAAUGUGUUAUUACUGACACUUUGUUUCCCACAGUGCCGAAAAGCUGUCGAUUACUAAAGCUCUUGAUUUAACAAUAUACCUACAACAUGAAAGUGAAAUUACUCCCGUGCUUGAAGGAUUGGAUGAGCUGAUACCUUUGUACAAACUUACGGAGAAGAGGGACAUGAAAGACAUAGAUAAUCAAUUAAAGGUAAGAAGGGGAAGACUGAAAAAUAGCCAUCAAUACUUGCAGGCUGUCAGCUCACAUACUGAGGUUAUUGGCAAUAAUUUUAUGAAUGUAUAUGUGUUGUACUGUAGAAUGAAAGGAAGCUGCUUUGUUAUUUUGAUUCUCACGGGAUGCGAGAGUCAGUAGGGGCAGCAUCCAUCACAAUAUAGAGUGUACGAUCAGCAUGUCAUUAAUGGAAAGAAGCCAAACAAUAACUGUUAGUAUUUAAAGAAACAGCAAACACUACCUGUUUAAAGCAAUUGGAAAUUAGAUAAGGUUAAUAUGUUAUGAUUUUAUUUUAAUAUGAUGCAUGCUUCUUUUUUUAAAGAAAAAGUUCAUCAUGAUGCAAGGGAGCAGGGUUCCCAUUUAUGUAGGUUGUUGUUUUUCUGGAACAUAGAUAUGAAGCUGCCUCGAAACCAUUAGCUCCUGUGUGCAUGUGUUUUAUAAUCAGAAUUUCAGGUGGUUAAUUAUGAUACAUACUUAAAUCAUUUAUUGUUCCAUUGUGUUUCAGUUUGGUUAUUAAACAACUGCUUCCUUCAGCCAUGGAAGUACAUUUUGUGUGUGUGUGUGUGUGUGUGUGUGUGUGUAAUUGCCUUCCCAUUCUGCUUAUAUAUACAGUUUUUAACAGAUUUGGUUAAAAAAUUGAUUUCACGUGUAUGUUUUUUUGUAUGUUUGUGAAAUCACUCUAGGGAUACAUAGUCAAUCUAAUGAAAAACAUGACUGACAAACAGUCUUGGGACGAUGCUGGGACAGUGUCUGAGCGACUACUUCGGAGCAGUCUUCUGGCGUUUGCUUGCGUACGAAAGUACCAACCGUGUGUGGACAAAGCAAAAGAGUUCUAUACAAAGUGGAAGGACUCCGAUGCAAAUUUCCAGUACGUGUUUCUCUUUUGUAAGCAGCAUAGCAUCUUCAGGCUUCACAGGGCAAAAACAUGCAUUGUGGCAACUUAAAUGCUGUAACGCCACCCCAAUGUAGCAUACAAAACCAGGGAAAUAAAAAAAAUCCUUCCAGUAAUUUUUUAAAUUUUAUUUUGACUACAGCAGACCAACACAGCUACCUACCUGUAACUAAAACCAGGGAAGUUGCUGUGUUGUGGCUGCUCAGUCCAGCUGGGUGGGAGAGCAUGAAAUCACUGGAUAGAGGAAAUUUGCUAUUACCUGUGAAUUUGCCUUUUCAAUGAUUCUUGAGAUGAGGCAGUCUGACUUGAGUAGUAAUUUGCAAUUGAAUCCAGACAUGGAAUAAUAGAAUCGCAGAGUUGGAAGGGAUUGCAAGGGUCUGUGGCAAUCACACAGGGUUCCCGGAUGUUUCACCGUCCAUUGAUCCCUGUGCCACCACUUUAUUUCUCGCUGCCACCACCCAGGCCCUACCUGGUACAAUACUGAGUCCAGUCAGGGUUAAAUUGGAACAUAAACUUCUGUUUAUUUAUUGCAGUUUAACAAGCAUGUGGUUUCAUAAACGAUCUCAGUCAAUUACAAUCAUGGGGUGCCUAGCCAGACCUAUAUCUUCCGCUACUUGCUCUCACUCACUAAACCACCUCUCAGAUAUUUACUUGUCUUCCCAGGUCCUAACUGUUCCUGACUCAGCUUAUUUCGCUACACUAACUCAACCUACCCACAGACUCUAUCCCAAUUCACUCCCACUCCAACCAACCACCCAACUCCCAACGAACUCCCCCUUUGCCCCUCCCAGAGCUGGUUUUAUAGUCCCUCUGACUCCACCCCCCUGGGUUCUGAUUGGUUAACCUGUUUAACUAUUUCACCUCCAGCACUCUCAUAUGUUAACAUCACAGGGGCAUCUAGUCCAACCCCCUGCAAUGCAGGAAUCUCAGCUAAAGCAUCCAAAAGAGAUGGUCCUCCAACCUCUGCUUAAAAGCCUCCAUUGAAGGAGAGUCCACAACCUCCUGAGAGAGUCCAUUCCACAUAAGAAACCAACACCAAGAGAUGCAUGUCAGAACUAACCUGAAGCCUCCAUUUGUUUCAGUUUGCCCAAUGACAUCAAGUUUGCGGUAUAUGCUGUUGGAGCACAGACGGACGAAGGCUGGGACUUCCUUUUCAGCAAACACAAGCUGCCCAAAUUUAAUACUGAGAAAAGGAUAAUUGAAUCUGUUCUCAGCCUAAGCCCAAAUAAGGAGAAGCUUGAAUGGUGAGUACAGUGGAACCUCGAGUUGCGGACAUAAUCUUUCCCGGAGGCACAUCAAAGUGUUCGCAUCCAGAAGUGCCGCGUCUGCACACAGCACAAUUUAGCGCUUCUGUGCCUAUGCGAGUGGCGAAACCCGGAAGUAACCAUUCUGGUACUUCCAGGUUGCUGCGGGACGCAACUUGAAGAGACAUAACCUGAAGCGGACGCAACAUGAGGUAUGACUGUAUUCUCUGAAAACAUGAACGGCUUUAAAUUAAAAGAGAGAUGUUGUAAAUGCAAGGCCACAGCCACCUGUAUUUUCAUCAUCUCUUAACCAUUGCAAUGCAACAAAAAGCAACAACAUUGUAACAUUGGAUUGGAACGAAGUGUCUCACAGUUAAAAGGUCAGUGCACACACCAAUUGCACAUUUUGUUCAUGUGCACUGGCUAUAAAUGCUGUUUCACAUUGUGGCUGUUCCUAUGGAAUUAGAAGCUGUAACGGGGUAAGGCAGGGCAGAUCAGAUUUUUAGGUGAGGUGCAGGAGACAAAGGUGAACAAGUGGUGUCUGAUCUUCAGCUGCAGGCCAGCUUUUUCAUUCUUUUAGGUCUGGGUGCGUUCUGAGCGUUCUGUCUCCCACUGCUCGUCUUUGCCAAAGAUUUCAAAGAGAAAGAACCCUUCCCCACAGCACAGAAGAGAUUAAUCUGAAUAGUUAAUUUCCCCCUUUGAUACAGAUUUUCCCCAUUUCAGCUUUUCAAUCAAACUUCUCUAUGGCCCAUAGGCUCUUCCACAUUUUGUAACUAGGGAAGAAACAGCCUCAGCCCAGUAUACCCCCAUCUUUCAGCCCGAAAUCUAGCUUCGAAGGCCUUCUGGUGGUUCCCUCAUUGCGAGAAGUGAGGUUACAGGGAACCAGGCAGAGAGCCUUCUCAGUAAUCGUGCCUGCCUUGUCAGAUGUCAAGGAAAUAAACAUCUGAAGGCAGCCCUGCAUCUGGAGGUUUUUUAUGUUUGAUGUUUUAUUGUGGUUUUGUAAUUUGUUGGAAGCCCCCCCAGAGUGGCCGAGGCAACCCAGUCAGAUGAGCGACAUACAGAAUUUAUUAUUAUUAUUAUUCCUGCGUGUGACACAGUACCCCCUUUCAGCACCUUCUCUUCUUUCCAUGCUGACUAUAUGAGAGGAUGCUUGGGGGAAAUGAAGAAUAAUCUCUCUGCAGCGAAAGCUAAGGGUAUGAAAUCAAAUAGCCAUUACACUGUGUACCAUUUAUUCGUACUCGAGUUUUCCUGUUCCUAUUAAGGUAAUAAUAUUAUUUCCUCACACUGAGGUUUCUUUUCUUUGUUUAGGUUAAUGGAGCAAGGUUUACAGGAUGACUUAAUAAAAAUGCAGGAUCUUCCGUAUAUUGUUCUCUCCGUUGGAAGGAACCCUGAGGGUUAUCAGUUAGCCUGGAAGUUUCUAAAGCACAAUUGGCAGACAUUUGUAAAAAAGUAAGUUUUAAAUAUUAUCGCUCCUUGUACUCCUGUUUAUUUUCUUUCUAAUAUAAAAAUAUUUACUUCAUGCACUUCUUCUGUUUGCAUAGGUUUGAACUUGGUUCGAAUACCGUUGCACACCUGGUUACUGGAUUGACAAAUAAAUAUUCCACAAAGGAACAACUUGAAGAAGUAAGCAUAUCUCGCAACCUGCAUUAUAUGUCCGUGAGACUCCAUGAUUUCAUUUUUUUUAAAUUAAUUGCUUUUCACACAUGCAUCUCAAGGCAAUGUGCAGCAGCAGCAGUUGUUGUUUAAAGCAAAAUGGACAUCCAUGGCAAACUGACAAGUUGUAUUAUUAUAGGUUCUUGGAACCCAACAUAUAAAUGCAUGAGACAUUUAUGAUACUUAACUGCUCAUAUGCUGUUCUGCUUCCAUUUAUAUUAUCUCUUUGUAAAUCUGAAGCAAAAGGCCUUUGAAAACACUUGUAAUUCAUGUACAAUUUGAACGACAGGCACGUUUCUUUUCUUUAUGCCUCCAUGACUGAGAAUCUCUUAUGACUAAAUCCAGGCUGUACAGUUAGUGGCAUUGGUACAGGAAGAUUAGGAUGCAGUCUCCUACAACGUUUUUUCUUUUUUCAAAUCCCGUUGAAGAUAAUGGGAAUAGUACAAAAAUUUAUUGUGGUAUUUAUUUAUUUUUACUCAACAGGUAAAAAGUUUCUUCAACUCCCAAGGCAAAAAAGUUUCAGAGCUCCGUGCUGUCUACCAAGCAGUAGAAACCAUUGAAGAAAAUAUUCAGUGGAUGGAUAAGAACCUUGAAAAAAUCAAGGAUUGGUUACACAUCAAUAGCAGAACAAGCAUCUAAGCAUGAAGCAUGAUUUCAGAAUGAAGAAUGGUAAGUUCUUGAAAAGAUAUGAAAAAUGCUACUUUUGUAAACGUAAGUUUUUAUAAAAUUCUAAAAACUGGAACGCUGAUUACUACAUAUAUUUGAGCUUAUUCUAAUGACAGAGGUUGGAAAAUAUGAAAUAUACUUCCAAAGUGGAGGAAAUAGCAUUAAGGCCUUGCAUGCAUGUCAAGUUAUGCAUUUACAACAGGAGUGGUGAAAAUUGGACCUCUCUUAGACCAGGUCUUUAUGCCUCUCUAACUAGAGUCUGGGACUCCUACUAGGCCAUUCCCUUCUCAAAUGCUUGUGUAUGCCUCUUGCUUGUGUGGAUGGAGGAAGGAGAGAUAUCUGUUGGGAUGUAGAAAAUCUGACUUUUCCAUAGCUGGAAUGUUGCCAACUAUACUGUAGCAAGUAACAUCCAUUACUUCACCUGCAGAGGAUCAGGACCUUUUGAUUCCAUAGGUCCACUUUCGCAUUAUUUCUGAACUCAGAUAAGGUAAGGUUAACUCUUAACUGCAGUUUAUGCAGCUGUCCGUUUCAGACCACAGUCUCAGAUAAUACUGAACAGUAUUUAACUGAAACAAGUACUUCUGAUCUGAUGACUGCCCCGAGAGGAGACAGUGGGUGAGAGUGGGAGCAUGCAAGCCUAAGGCUUGCCCCCUUAAUGAGAAGCCAUUCUUCCAGACGCAGCUGUAAACUACAAGAUCCAGUAAAAUAAAUGUGCAUUGGGAUAGAGGAGGUAUUUCGGUUUGGUCGAAACCUGUAAAAGGUACCUUCUUCUAGACACAGCCAAAAUAACUGCUGCAUUGGGAUAGAGGAGGUAUUUCGGUUUGGUCGAAACCUGUAAAAGGUACCUUCUUCUAGACACAGCCAGUGUUCUUGUCUAACAAUGGCAAUAAUAACCAUGUAUUAAGGACACAGUUCACAAACACAAUUUACAAGGUAAUACAUUCUAAAACUUUAUUAGUGUGACAGGCAAUCUUAAUACAGACUUUCAAAAACAGUCCGGUAUUAACAUUAGAUUGUCAAGGACAGUCAAAAUUCUGAUGUCCCCAGAGGAACAUCUCCUGCGCUUGCUCCUUUUGAAGUAAGUAAGAGCGAUGGCAGAAAGUGGCCACGCUCCUGUGUAACUCCCAUGCAGUUCAAAGGGGCUUGCACAGUUGAUAUUCCUCGCAGGCUGCGGCUUAUAUAUUUGACCCAUGGUAGUCUAGAGAACUAACUACCUGGAAGCAGACUUGACCAAACCAGGAGUAGCACCUUACUCCAAAAGUCAAUAAAAAAAUUGCUACUCAUAAUGCAAAGCAUAUCAGAACCUGCUGUUGGAGCCAUAGCUUUUCUCACUGCAAGGAAUACCAAAAAGGGGGGUGGGGAAUAAAACAUGGAAGUUGAGCAAGCAUUGCAUCCAAAUUAGUUCACAAAGCACCUCUGUAUUCAGCUGUGAUGUGAAUUUAUACAUCAGAAACAAGCUGUGUAAUCUGGAUUCUGGGGGUGGGGUGGGAGGAGCUAUACCAGUGUAACUUAUAGGAACAUAUUGGAGUCCUAUGUGCAUCCUUUCUGGAGUACCCCUAUGCAAUAGCAAUUCAGAUGCAAUAUUACGCCCUUUCUGCAAGCCACUGACAGGCGGUCACAAUCAGAACUCAAGGUUUCAAAUGAAAAUACUAGCGGCACUGUUCAUAUUGAAUACUAUGUUAUUAGAAGCCAAGGACUGAGAAACAAUCGCUUCUACUCUUCUCCCAUGUUUAAAUCUUAGCAACUGAUUACUCACUUCUCACUAACUAUUCUUCAAAAGGAAUACACGCAGGCAGAUGAUAGCCAAAACGCAUUAUAUUCCAGAAUAUUUAGAGCAUUCAUUAUACUAAAAAACCAAAAACCAAACCACAGCUUUUCUGAACUCUGCUGAGAUUUGCAGGCACUAUGUGUAGAUUAUGUGCAAAAUUUGCAGACUUUUUUUUCUUUUUGCAUUGCUAUUAAAUCCGUAGAAAUACUUUUCUUACAAAUAUAAAGCGUCCGUUCCCUCUCAUAACUGAAGAAAAUUACAAAAUAAGAGACAGUAAAAUAAAUGGAAAAAGGUCAUCCUUGAAAAUAGUAAGAUUCAUGCCUCCCAUGCCAUUAUAUCCAAAUACCAUGAUACAAAAACCACCCGGGAGACUAUCUUGCUUCUGCAAAAUAGCUUCUUCUUUUCUUUUUUUUGUUCAAGUGCAGCUAUCCACCAGCAAAAUGAAGACUUUUUUGCAUUAGCGCUGAAAAGCCUAGACAGAGAGGAAAAGAGAGCACAUUAUUUAGCCAGUAAGGGGAGGAAACGUUAUCUCAUAAAAGAGAAUUCAGCAGGUUCCCAACAAAAAAUAAAUAUGCAAGUUGAAACCACCAGCAUGGUCUAUAUGUGGGCUCAUGCAGACUUCCUUGCCAUUUGUUCUGAUUCAGUGGUAAUCGGCAGAUUUUCCUGGGAAAGCAGUAGGACAAAAAACCCAAAACCCUGCUCAGGCACAGACUUAGAAAGUGCAGACUCAUGCCUGGAAAGCACAUUGCAAAAGGAAGUUUGGAUGAGCCCUGUGUGAUGGUGUUUGUGAGGCUGUACAGUGGUGCCUCGCAAGACGAAAUUAAUUCGUUCCGCGAGUUUUGUCGUCUUGCGAUUUUUUUCGUCUUGCGAAGCAUGGUGUCGGGAAAGUUUUGGAAAAGCUUCAAAAAUCACCAAAGUCUUUAAAAACCUCAAAAAAGGCUACCACACCGCGUUCUAUGAGUUGCUCCUCGAAGUCAAGUCGCAACUGUAUUAACGGUGUUAAGAAAAAGGAAGCAAACUUGCAAGACGUUUCCGUCUUGCGAAGCAAGCCCAUAGGGAAAAUCGUCUUGCGAAGCAGCUCAAAAAACCCUUUCGUCUAGCGAGUUUUUUGUCUUGCGAGGCAUUCGUCUUGCAAGGUACCACUGUACAAGUAUCAGCUCCCCUUGCCUGCCCUAUUCAAUGUAAUUUGCUCACUCUGAUGGUGGUUGCUUGCCUCAAGCGGAAAACAGGUGCUGCCAAAGCAAGAAACUUCUCUCUCUCUCUCAAAAAAGGAGAGGCACUAGAGGCUGCAACUGAAGCAUACAGCAGCAAUUCUGUAUACAAGCAUGAAAUAGGUGAAGGAUCUUCCAAGGACCCAUAGGAUGUUCUCUGAGAGAGGUCUCAAAGCCCCUCAAAGCUGCCAUGAAAGCCUCUGCAGCAGUAAGAGGAAAAGAGAGGGAUGUGCAAGAUCCAAAGCCAACUUUGAUCCAGAUUCAACUCUCUUGACAUGACCGUGAAAUGCAAGAAAACUUACAUUUUUAGACCCUUGUUUUUUAGAGCAGGUAUUUUAAUUUUCAGAGCUCUUGGGGAAAUUAAUACCAAUUGAUAGAAUUCCUGCUACUUAACAGUAUGUGAAAUCUCAUGCAUUUAAUUUUCAAAAAGUAUUUCAAUAAUAAAUGCUGGUGUCCUUUUUCUGGAACCAUUCCAGCAUUUUAAAGGUACUUUACAAAGAUGCUUUACCCAUAUAUAAUGCAUAUUUCACAUUAAAGAUGCAUGUUUCUCACGUUUUGCUAAAUGCAAAAGUAAUUUUGAAUAUACUGUUUGAAGGACAAUUUAGCAUGCCAGGUGCAGUGUGAAACACAAGCAUACUCAGAGCUUUUACUAAUCUAAAGUGCAACCAACCAAUAGUCAGUCGGUUUCUUGGUUGAACUGCACUUAGAAUAUUCUAUGUAGAAAACAGCUCUGCACAUGCAGUAUAUAAAUAUUGUGGGUCAGUCCACUCAUUAAGAGUUUGGUAGAUGUGAAGCCUCACAAACAAGCUAUCUCGGCCUAUACUGACUCCAGGAAUAAGGGAUGGGGUACCUUAGAGCUAAACAGGCAACUGUAACCUGAAACAGCUUCUAACCCUCUUACAGGGCAGUGUUGCCAGUGGGUCUGGGGGAGAACCCAAAGGUGGAGGAACCAAAAUGCACAAAUCUCUGCUGGGUGCACAAUGGAAGGGAGUGGAAACACGUAUUUUCAGAAAAAUCAAUUCAUUCUUCAUGCAUAAAGGAUGCACACAAAUUUGCAUGAUUAAGUCUAACAGUUCUUACCUGGUAACAUUUAACUCUUUUUCUGUUUCUCAGAUUUUGCACUGGAAGACUGCUCCUUUGCCUUAAUGGGAAAAAGCAACAACCAUGUUAUUGGCUGGAAUGCUGAGGUCACAUAACAAACACCGUGAAUAAAUAUUUGAAAUAAAACACAGCCAUUUAAGUAAAACAAAGCUUGAAAUCAAAGUGUUUGCCAUGAAUAAGGAAGUGGAGAGACACACAUUUGAAAGGGCUAAAAACUACACAUGAAUGGCUUUUCUGAAGUUUUGUUUUUAUUUUCAUGCAUCCCUGGAGAGAGCCAGCAUUUGGUCAUAACAGUGGCACAGGGGAGCUGAACGCUCCCUUCCUUCAAUUGUUUCUGAUUAAAGCACUAGUUCUUUGUG